Messenger RNA from Mus pahari (shrew mouse), 1375 nucleotides. RefSeq names its product actin like 6B (gene Actl6b). The transcript has 14 exons. Gene Ontology annotation, cellular component: SWI/SNF complex; NuA4 histone acetyltransferase complex. Bases 107 to 1375 code for a protein of 422 amino acids. Gene Ontology annotation, molecular function: chromatin binding. Gene Ontology annotation, biological process: nervous system development; regulation of transcription by RNA polymerase II. Lineage: Eukaryota; Metazoa; Chordata; Mammalia; Rodentia; Muridae. The record is from RefSeq and is a predicted model, not a curated record.
CGCCGCUGCGCCCCGCCCCGCCCGGGAUCCCGGGAGCUGUCCGACCGCCUCGGUGCUGAUCCCGCCGCCGCCCACGGGCCGCGAGCAGCGUAGAGAGGGCACCACUAUGAGCGGGGGCGUCUACGGCGGAGAUGAGGUGGGGGCGCUCGUCUUUGACAUUGGCUCUUUCUCAGUCCGAGCUGGGUACGCUGGGGAGGACUGCCCCAAGGCUGACUUCCCCACCACUGUGGGGCUGCUGGCCGCAGAAGAGGGGGGCGGGCUGGAGCUGGAGGGGGAGAAAGAGAAGAAAGGGAAGAUUUUCCACAUCGACACCAAUGCCCUGCACGUGCCUCGGGAUGGAGCGGAGGUCAUGUCGCCCCUCAAGAAUGGCAUGAUUGAGGACUGGGAGUGCUUCCGAGCCAUUCUGGAUCACACCUACAGCAAACAUGUCAAGUCCGAGCCAAACCUGCACCCGGUACUCAUGUCGGAGGCUCCGUGGAACACUCGGGCUAAGCGGGAGAAGCUGACGGAGCUGAUGUUUGAGCAGUACAACAUUCCUGCCUUCUUCUUAUGCAAGACGGCCGUGCUCACAGCCUUUGCAAAUGGACGCUCCACAGGCCUGGUGUUGGACAGUGGAGCCACCCACACUACGGCCAUCCCUGUCCAUGAUGGCUAUGUCCUACAGCAAGGCAUCGUCAAGUCCCCCCUGGCAGGGGACUUCAUCUCCAUGCAGUGCCGGGAGCUCUUCCAGGAAAUGGCUAUUGAUAUCAUCCCUCCUUACAUGAUCGCAGCCAAGGAGCCUGUACGGGAGGGAGCCCCCCCAAACUGGAAGAAGAAGGAGAAGCUGCCCCAAGUCUCCAAGUCCUGGCAUAACUACAUGUGUAACGAGGUGAUCCAAGACUUCCAGGCCUCCGUACUGCAGGUGUCUGAUUCCCCUUACGAUGAACAGGUAGCUGCACAAAUGCCCACUGUGCAUUAUGAAAUGCCCAAUGGCUACAACACAGACUACGGCGCUGAGCGACUUCGAAUCCCUGAGGGCCUGUUUGAUCCCUCUAAUGUCAAGGGCCUGUCGGGGAAUACCAUGCUAGGAGUGGGUCACGUGGUCACCACCAGCAUCGGCAUGUGCGACAUUGACAUUCGCCCGGGUCUCUAUGGCAGUGUCAUUGUCACCGGUGGCAACACUCUGCUCCAGGGGUUCACAGACAGACUUAAUCGGGAGCUUUCUCAGAAGACCCCACCGAGCAUGCGACUCAAGCUCAUCGCCAGCAACAGCACCAUGGAACGCAAGUUCAGCCCCUGGAUUGGGGGCUCCAUCUUGGCCUCACUGGUGAGAAAGAAGAGGCAUGGCACUGGUAUUAGAAGAACAGAUCCUGACAGUGGCCGGGGCAAUGUCUAG